UACUACUGGGAGUGCGGGCAGCGCCAGCCUCCCGUCGUAACCCGCCCCUCCGCGUCACGGGCGACGCGCAGGCAGAGAAAGCGGCGAGCCGGGCUGCUCGCGCACUCAUUCAGCGAGCAGCGGAGGCGGAGUGAGGAGCGCAGAGCCAGAGUGCGCGGCCGGGAUCCUUUCUGUGGGCUUUCACUGCACGAUCACAGCCGCUUCCCGCGGAGCUCCCGGGAUAUAAACAUGUGGGCGCGAGUCGGAACGCUCGUGCUGCUCAAUGUGCUGCUCGUGGACAUCGGUCGCGCCGGAGGAACUCACACGGCGUCCGAGUGCGAAUCGGGGCAGUUUCAGUGCAGGAACGGACGGUGCAUCCCGACCCUGUGGAGAUGUGACGACGACGACGACUGCACGGACAGCAGCGACGAGGAGAACUGUCCAAAGAAGACGUGUGCGACCACAGACUUCACCUGCACCAACGGACAGUGCGUGCCGGCUAAGUGGCGCUGCGACGGAGAGCCCGAGUGUCCGGAUGGUUCCGACGAGGCUGACGCCAUCUGCAGCCGCGACACCUGCCCACCAGAGAAAUUCGAUUGCGGAGGGGCGGUCAGCAAAUGCGUUUCGUUGUCAUGGCGAUGCGAUGGAGAGCGGGACUGCGAGAACGGGGCAGAUGAGGAGCAGUGCACUGCAGAUGCCAAGUCCUGCCCGUCCAAGGACUUCCAGUGCCGCAACGGGAAGUGCGUGGCGCCGAUCUUCGUGUGCGACGGCGACGACGACUGCGGCGACGCCAGCGACGAGGAGAAGUGCUCGGCUCCCACCUGCGACCCGCACCAGUUCCGCUGCAACGACUCCGAGUGCAUCCCGGCCCAGUGGAGCUGCGACGGCGACGCCGACUGCAAGGACAAGUCGGACGAGUCCAUGGAGCGCUGCGGCCGCCGCACGGAGCCCCAGAAGCCGCGCUGUCCCGCCGGCGAGUUCCAGUGCGGCAGCGGCGAGUGCCUGCACCUGAACUGGAAGUGUGACGGCGACGUGGACUGCAAGGACAAAUCAGAUGAAGCCCACUGUCCAUUGCUCACAUGUCAGCCCGAUGAGUUCCAGUGUGGAGAUGGAUCCUGUAUUCACGGCACCAAACAGUGCAACAAGGUUCACGACUGUCCUGAUUACAGCGACGAAGCCGGCUGCGUCAAUGUAACAAAGUGUGAUGGCCCCAAAAAGUUCCGCUGUAAGAACGGCGAGUGUAUCGACAGCAGCAAGGUGUGUGACAACGUGAAGGACUGCAAGGACUGGUCGGACGAACCCAUGAAGGAGUGUGGCCUCAACGAGUGUGCCGACAACAAUGGCGGCUGCUCCCACAUCUGCCGGGACCGGAGAAUCGGUUACGAGUGUGACUGUCCCUCCGGCUACAAACUCCAGGAUAAAAAGACGUGUGGAGACAUAGACGAGUGUGAGAAUCCAGACGCCUGCAGUCAGAUUUGCAUCAACUACAAAGGAGAUUACAAGUGCGAGUGCUACGAAGGCUACGAGAUGGACCCGUCCUCAAAGACCUGCAAAGCCGUGGGUAAAAGUCCGUACUUGAUGUUCACCAACCGUCACGAGAUCCGUCGCAUUGACCUGCUGAAGAGCGAGUACACCCAGGUGGUUCCCACGCUGAAGAACGCCGUGGCCCUGGACGUAGACGUCUCCACCAACAAGAUGUUCUGGUGCGAUUUGUAUCAUCAGAAAAUCUACAGCGCUUACAUCAAUGAGGCCAGUGACUCGUCGCAGCAAGUGACUCUGAUCGACUCACUCCUCUCCCCUGAGGGCCUGGCCGUCGACUGGGUCCACAAGAACAUCUACUGGACCGACUCCGGCAACAAAAGCAUCUCCGUGGCCACGGGAGACGGCAGGAAGAGGAAAGUGCUGAUAAGCACCGACCUGAGCGAGCCGCGGGCCAUCGUGGUGGACCCACACCAAGGGUUUAUGUACUGGUCGGACUGGGGAGGCCAGGCCAAAAUCGAGAAGGCUGGAAUGAACGGUGUGGACCGACAAGUUCUGGUGUCUGAACACAUCGAGUGGCCCAAUGGAAUCACCCUUGAUCUGUCCAACAGGCGCUUGUAUUGGGUGGACUCGAAGCUGCACCUGCUGUCCAGCGUGGACCUGAAUGGGAACAACAGAAAGGUGUUACUGUCGUCCCAUCAUCAUCUGGGACAUCCGUUCGCGCUCACUGUGUUUGAGGACCGCAUAUACUGGACAGACUUGGAGGAUGAAGCCAUAUACAGCGUCAAUCGGCUGACGGGACAUGACGUGGCGAAGGUGGCAGAGCAUCUGAACAACCCGCUGGACCUGGUGGUGUUUCAUGAACAGAGGCAGCCGAAGGCUCCAGACACCUGUAAUAUGGGAACUUUGCCCAACGGUGGCUGUGAGUACCUCUGUCUGAAGGCGCCUCAGAUCACAGACCACUCCCCUAAAUACACCUGCGCCUGCCCUGACAACAUGGAGCUGGGUCCAGACAUGAGGCGCUGUGCUGUGGUUCGGCCUAAAACAACUACGACGGCAGCUCCAACCAGCACCAGUACCACCAGUACCACCACCACCACUCCCACUACAACCACUACAAAGAGCACAACAGCAGCUAGCACAACUGUUAGCACCACUCCCUCAACCCCCCGUUCCACCACCACAAGCAUCACCACCAGCACCUCCUCCUCCUCCUCCUCCUCCUCCUCUUCCUCCACCACGCUACGGCCCCCGUCCAGGCGCCUGACGACGCCGGCCCCUCCUCAGACCCCCCGGAGCACGUCCACGGCGCAGCCCCGGACGCCCGCGGCCACGAGCACGGAGACGACCGGCUUCACCAGAGCCAGUCCCACGUCUACGUCCACGCACGCGCCCAUGUUAAGUGCAGCGGCCCCCAACAGCAUCCAGAGAGAGAGCAACGCCAACCUGUCCCACAGAGCUGCGAGUGAUCACUACCUCAUCGGUAACAACAUCACGGUGGCCGUUCUGGGCAUCGUCAUCCCCAUCGUCCCUAUCCUUGCCACAGUGGUCAUUGGCCUGCUCUGCACCGGCGGCUACCUGGUCUGGCGCAACUGGCGGCGGAAGAACACCAAGAGCAUGAACUUCGACAACCCCGUGUACCGCAAGACCACGGAGGACGACGACGACGAGAUCCACAUCGGCCGCCACAGCGAGUCCAUCGGCCACGUCUACCCAGCAGUGAGUGGCGGCCACAGUCAGCCCUUCAUAGCGCUGCCCCUCGGCGGCGGCAUCACAGACAGCAACUCGCACUGGUACUCAGGGGCCCCGAUGCUCUCCAGCGGGAAGUGAGCGGGGCGGCGGCGGAGAGGAAGGUGCUCGGCAUUUGGCACGACGUGCUGGGGUUUGGAGGAGCCCGCUUGGUCCUCGGUGUCGGCCUGGGGAGGAGGGGGGCCAGGCUCGCACACGCACACGUCCACGCACACGUCCACGCACACACACGCACACGUCCGCGCACAGACACACGCACAUGUCCACGCACACGUGCCUCACACGUCCACCCACACGUCCACGCACAGACACACACACACGUCCACGCACACGUCCACGCACACACGCCCACGCACACUUCUACGAUUUGCAGUAAUCACACACAGGUUAUCAGCCCCAUCACCAAUGCACCGCGCUCACGUCAUUCACCUGCACCGGCCAUAAUCAUACAGUACACACAUGUAUCAGCCAUCGCAUCCUUCAUACUGUUCUGCGUUAGUUAGUUUGUUUGAUCGUUGAAGUGUUGGGAGACGUUUGUUUUAAUAGACCUCUUGUUUUAGAAUAACACUAUAAAAAGACGUUUGCUGGACUAAGGAGAGAUGUGACUAAGGAGAGAUGUGACAACGUCUUUUUAUGGAUAACACCAUAAAAAGACGUUUGCUGGACUAAGGAGAGAUGUGACACGAGUAUUAUGCUGGCAACAGAGUCAAACGUUGCCUUUACGGACGGUGACAAAGCUGAGUAAAAGGACAAAACCUGAAUACAUUCAGGUUAAAGCGUUGUCGCUCUUUUGAGCUUUUUAUCCUGCGUUGCGAUGGAAAUGCAACAUAAAACGUGAAAAACGAGCACAAAUCAGGACCAAGGACAAUUCAAAACUGAGUUCAUCUUAUUCAAGCUGCACUAGAAACCAUGAAUAUCAGUCUUGCACAAAGUCGAUUAUCCUCUUGAUUUUAUCUUUUUUUUUUGGCAGUUAUAAUUUCCACCCGCCCGGGAGACGGUGGCCACUGUGAUUUGCAUUCAGACGCGCCUAAAUUAGGGGCUGUCAUCAGGACAAUUUGGACAGUUACUGGAUAGUUUUGUUGUUUUAGGUGUUGGAGAGCAAACAGGGAAGGGCAGCCAAAGCGGAGUUUGGGGGGAUGGGAGCGUAGCGCUUUGAUCGGUUGGCAUGGUAACACAGAUUUCUUUGUGUUGCUCAGGAGAAAAAAGGAGGCAAAAGAAUUCAGGGAAUCAUUGGCAUGAUGACAGGCUGGAAGCACACACGCACGCACACACACACACACACACACACACACACAAUAGGUGCACAACUGCAUUAUAUUAAGAUUCAAGGUCGAAGGAACAGCAGCCCUCAGGUAACGGCUGCAGAGAAGGAACCGCGCUCUCUCCUCCACAUUUCAUCAUUCACUUUUGCUGAAAUGAUUUUACUGUCUUUAAACCUGGCUCUGUUGUUUCGCUGCGCCACUGUCAUUUCCUUCUCCUUCCGUUUGGGCCAAUAUGGCAACUCAGACAGCCAGGGAAACCAGGUUGGCGUUACAGUAUGUGGGCCAGACAUGCGCCGCCGUAGGCGAGCUUCCUCCGCUCCUCGUAUGGAAACAGCCGGGGAAGGAGGCGACGAACAAAGGGGGGAGAUUGAGCAAGGUCGAGGGAAGGAGAGAGAAAGUCAGGAAGGAAACGGCGCCGGCGCUUUGUCCGCUGCGCUGCUCACUCUUCUAUCUUCUUCUCUGUCUGCCCUUCAUCAGCCCACUGUAGUAACCGUUUUUUAUCUGCUGUUUGCAGCGCGUGGCACUCAGUCUGGAAGAUGAUGGCUAUCCCUGAGGAGGAGGGGGAUUACUGUACAGUCUGACCCCCCCCCCCUCACCGCUGCAGCGAGGCCGGUGCACCGGAGGAGAAAGAGGAGUCCUGUCUUGUUGCCUGUAGCUCCGCUGCCUCUUUCCCCCCACAGUAACAUUACUAGCACAACUAGCCUCUACUUCUUCCCUUCGUCGCCUCUGCUCUCCUCUCGUCUCUCCACCUGUUUAGCAGUAGUGGUGUGUUGAAUGCUGCUUGAUUAUGUUGUCUGAACUAACCUCAUCCGGCCGCCUCAGUGCACAUUGUAAAUAGAAGGCUGCCUGGCAGAGGAAACGCCAGCAUGCGUUAUUUUUAAUUCCUCAUAUUCAGACUUAAUUUAUUUGUGUGUGUUUUGCUGUAAAUAUGUAAUCACUGAAAGUAGCAGAAGUGGAUUUGUCCAUGUUUUCCAGGAUUCUUCAAGGAUGUUGUUAUUUAUUUCGUAGUUCCCUUUAUAGCUCGAGUUGACAAGACAGAUUUUUUUUAAAGGGCAGUGUCAUCUUUUUUUUCCUGGCACCCGGGAGAGGUGAGGCUAAAUACGGCCAAGGGGAGAGGAGGCAGAUAAAGCGAUGGCGUUGUCUGCAUGUGUGGAGGUGAUUCCAGGGCGAAAGACUAACAGGGUUUUGUUUUGCUUUGAGGGGAAUGGAAGGAUGUGUGUGCCAUCGGAGGGUAGCGCCUCAGGGCACGGAGCAGCAGGGUGGAAAAGACAGAGGAUUAUGGGUAAUCCUCCCACCUGCUGUCAGAAGUAUGCGUACAGCUGAUAAUGAACUUGGGAUUGUUUUCUUAUUUGCUUUACCUGUUAGAAUUCAUUUUGUUUUUUAGGAUUUUUGUUAUAUAUUCAGUUUUUUGUGUGUGGAGACUAAAACACAGAAAUAACACCUUCAUUGGAUUCUGCUGAUACAGUAUGUGACUGAACCGGAAUCAUAGAGCAAAAGUCUUUAGAAUUAUUUAGGGUGUACAAAGAAAUGAAGGCUAUAAUUGUGAAGUAUUAGAAAGCAUCAGGAGGAGUUUGCUGCAUCGGUUUAAUCCGUAUCUACUGCUGUCUGACUUUCAAACUGAAGAACAAAAGGCAAAUUAGUGUUUAGUUUUCAGCUUCACACGACACUUUUGAUCGGUUUCUGCUGCUCUCAUUAUAUAUUAUUCUAUUUCCCACGACAUCACCUCCCUCCUAUUUCACCACAGACGCUGCUGUUUGCUCCCUAACUUCAGUGCCCGUGUUCCAGUGGUGGCAGAUUCAGAGCCAGAUCACUGCCACCACCCCCCCACCCCCCCACUGUUCCCACAUGUGUAACGCCCAGAGGAGAUGGUGUGGAAAACAAGCCCACGUUCGGGAGGAAUCCCGCUCUGCCGCCGCGGCCGCGUGACGUUCAGUGAAACGCCGAGCGCUGAUUUGAUUUGAGUGCUGGAUAGAGAGGAAACGUGUGAACCGGCGUAAAGAGUUGAUCUUCCAAUGGUUUGCCACAGACAUGCUUCCAGUCCACUGAAUCAGAUGCAAUAAUUGUGCAUAAUGUCUUGUAAUUGUGCAUUUCCAGAAGCUGUUAUGGCAGAAAUCCCACAGUAGCUCUUUGUGGCUGUGAUGGCAGAUUAACUCCUCUAUUUGGGGAAUAAUUUAACCCUAGUGAAACCCUCUUUGACUGUGUUCGGCAUUAAAUAGAUCAGUCUUAACUAUCCAAACUAUAAAACCCUUGUCUUCCAUGGUUGGAAUAACAUACCAGCGCUUUUGUUUACCUCCCAUCUUUCCAUAAAUCUGAUGUGACUAAAUAAUAAGCAAAAAAGGAUUAAGGCAGACACCGUCUUCCAUCACAGGCUCAGUGGAGACUUAGCAUAUGUAUUGACUCAGCGAUACAGGAGAAUUGUUGAUUACAUGUAGGUAUUACUGGUUUUUGUGUAGAUGCUGGAAGGGAGGCAGACAUGACGGGAGGCCGGUGUUUGUCCAGCUGAUUUCCUGCUGACGUUGUGUGUGGGUGUUGAUGCUUGGCCUCCUCACGUCGUGCAGUAUGUGAGGAGUUAGACAGGUGGAGUGUGGCCCUCUGCAGCACGGCGCCGUCCUCUACGCGGCCCCCAUGAAGCAGGAUCGGGCACAAAAUGGAGGUCACCUCGCUGCAUCUUCAUUUUGUUCAGAGAAACAGGAAUACAAUCCAUUACACAGCGGGGAAGGCGGAGACACACUGAGGCUCCAGCCACGCUCCGUUCCUGGCAGGGUUUGAGUUUGACAUUAUAAAAGCCUUCGAAUGGACACAGCUGCAUUUUGACAGAUCACAAUGGAAAAUGUCAUUAAUCGUCACUAUAUCUGACGGAAAUGCUGCAGAUGAUGCAUAAGGUCAUACACAGGAUACAGUAUUUAUAUAGGAUGAACUGAAUUGUAGCCGUGAGCUGAGUCAGCGCUGCACACCGUGGCUGCUUCAGGUUCACGUGGAGCCUGUUGUGGCGUUUGCAGUAGCUCCUCUGUUGCCAGAGAGGAGCUACUGCGUUAGUGCUCAGUUAGCAUCACCGUAGGUUAACGACUGGAUCAGCCUGACAGUUUAGUUCGUGUACUUGUGUUAAGUUAUUUGGUUUGCACUGUUUGUGACACUUACUUUAGCACAGUGUGUAGUGAAUCUACUUGAAGUCUCAGUAUUAACCCAGUAGCUGCUGCUGAAAGCGUGUUAGCCUGACGUUGCUACGCGCUAACCUGCGUGGAGCCGGUCUGUGCAUAGAGCCGGUAACACACUGAUGACACUGUCUCCCUGACGUCGGCCUGCUGAUGCAAUGAUGAUAUCUGAGUCGCACUGACGCAUUCGCAGUUCAAAAUAAUGAACUAUCAAGUAGAUUUGUUGGAUUUAUUCUAACAAAUCAUAAUGCACAAUGUUUUAACUUUCUAACACAUUCCAUACUAAUGACUACUGAGGAUGCUGCGUCUGGUUUACACUGUUAGAUGAUCACGCUUAGGUCAAUACUUGCACUCCUGAUAACCCACAACCUAACAAAAGCUGUAAUUGUGCUGCUCCUGGUUUGUGCUCCAUGGUUUCCUGUCCUUUCUUGUCUCUGCUAGCGCUCUGCUAACCAAACCAUUUCUGAGCAGAGAUUCUGACCUGUGCUGCAUUAACUGACCGCUUUCUAUCAUCUCUCACAUCUCUCCUACACUUGACGGCUUCAUGCACUGUAACUCUGAGGCUUCAGGUCUCUUCAUGGUUGUUCCACUGCUGAUUUGUAGUCUAGAGCGUCGACGACUCCUGCGCCACCCAUCUUCAUCUUACAUCAUCAUCCUCUUUCCUUUGGUAAGGGCUAUGAGUGCUUGGGUAGGCAGAUACAGACACACUGGAGGACCUGAUUCAACUGAAACCCCCCAAACACCAAGGAAGCCCCCAGAGCGGAGAACAAACCUUCCUGACUGUGAACCAGCAAACAGGCGUCAGCCCCUCCGGCUACAGAUCUGGACCCUCAUUGACUUGACUUUGCUUGGCUGGUCUUCUCUCCUGUCGACCCAGUGACUUUCCUGCAUCAGCUGGUUCCUCUAACUAUCGUGAUUUUUUUCUUCUGGACUGUUGUAAGUGAGUUGUACUUGUUCUCUGUCUCUCUCCUCAACACUCCAUUCCCAGUUUUUGAAGGACUUGAUGUUUGAUUACUUGAACGGCAAAACUGAGUCACCUACAUUUUUGUAACCCGUCAGCGAAGUAACGAAAGUUUCCAGGGGAGAAAACGACGACGGGGAAGCUGUGAAAUCUGUUUGUGUGAACCUUUUUACUGGGUGGUGAUGAUGAUGUAUAAGGGCAACAUUUUGAUAAGCAAACCAUUGGCUGUAGUUGCUCCACCUGCAUUUUCCUGUCUUGACUUGCGAGAACCUUUCCGAACCCACCGGGCCCUGUCCAUUCCACAGCCAUACGACAGGCAUUUUUUUACGCUGUUUGUUGCACAAAACCUUUCAAGAAGCCUUCUGCACUGUGUAAAGAGGUAACGUUCUUAAGAGGGAGGAAAACAACAAAAAAAACGGGAGGGGGGCGAUCCAAUGGUACGGUCCAAUGGUUUUGAAUCAUGACUUGUAAAUACGUUUUCAUACAGUAAAAACCUUUUUGAUAAUGUUUUAAUGUAUCUGUAAAGACGUUGUACAUAAACCUCUGGGGUAAAAAGGAGUGUAGACUAUAUAUGAAUUUAUUUGUACACAAGAGCACUGGAUUUCUUUACUACUUGAUUGUAACUAAAAAUUAAUACUCUGCCAAAGUGUUUCUGUUUUACUUUCCAUUUGUUCUGUUUUCCCUUGGUUUCUUUGCUCUUUAACAGCGCCGCAGACUUCUAGCGUUCACCCUGUAUUUAAUUCCGUUGAAUAGGUUUCGUUUUCGUGCGUGUUUUUUCUUUUUUUGAGGGGUUGUUUUAAUUUAUUGGUGCCUCGUUUUGUGCUCCUGUAAACCUUCACUCUUUCCGUUUCUCCGUCUUACGUGUCUGCUGGAAGGGAAACGCUCGUGGAGAGGGACGGGGUGGGGGGGUCGUAGAACUAAGCAUCUUCUGUACUUACAUGGAACAUCUGUACUGUAUGCCAAAAUGGUCUCACUCACGUUUCUAUGAAAUCAAGCUGUUGAUAAAUAUCUCUAUAUAUUGAUAUAUUAAAUUUAUAAAAAUUG
Molecule: messenger RNA, 9626 nt
Organism: Betta splendens (Siamese fighting fish)
Lineage: Eukaryota; Metazoa; Chordata; Actinopteri; Anabantiformes; Osphronemidae
Gene: lrp8
Product: low density lipoprotein receptor-related protein 8, apolipoprotein e receptor
Exons: 18
Coding region: 229-3288 (1019 amino acids)
Molecular function (GO): protein binding; calcium ion binding
Source: RefSeq, a predicted model, not a curated record